Molecule: messenger RNA, 726 nt
Organism: Trichoplax adhaerens
Lineage: Eukaryota; Metazoa; Placozoa; Uniplacotomia; Trichoplacea; Trichoplacidae
Exons: 5
Coding region: 1-726 (241 amino acids)
Biological process (GO): transmembrane transport
Cellular component (GO): membrane
Molecular function (GO): ABC-type transporter activity; ATP binding
Source: RefSeq, a predicted model, not a curated record
AUGGAUCAAAUCUAUGUCAUGAAUAAAGGUUUAAUAGUUGAGAGGGGCACGUAUAAAACGUUGACUGCAGAUGGUGGAGCUUUUUCUGAAGUAUUACAAACAUUUACAAAAACUGAUGAAACUCCAAAUAAAUAUGUAUCAUCGCCAGUACCUAAUCCGAAAAAUCGGACAGGAGUUAUUCGAAUAAAGUCAAAGUCUAAGGACUCCUUUAAGAAACAAUUGAAACGGGAAAUUAAGAAAAAGAAAAUUGCUAGUAAUGAAGAAGCAAUGUUAGGACAGGUAAAAAUGUCGGUAUACUUGCUAUAUAUGAAAUCGAUCGGAUUCUUUUUAGGCAUUAGUAUCGUAUUAUUUGAGAUUGCUGGCCAAGCAUGUUAUGCAGUGUCUAGCUUUUGCCAUUCAAAUUGUAGUUUUGGGAGUGAACGCUAUCGUUAUAGCAUUUUAGCCCGAAUCAAAGCAUCCGACGAUUUUCAUUUUAAUCUAGUUCAUAGUGUGGUGAAUGCACCUAUAUCCUUCUUCGAUUCUACGCCCAUUGGUAGAAUUAUUUAUCGUUUCUCGCAUGAUAUUAACGGAAUCGAUGAAGUUGUACCCACCAUGUUUAGCGGCUUUCUUUCCAUGUCUGUUAGUGCUCUUAUGGUUAUUGUCGUUGUCAGCGUAUCUACACCGACAUUUAUAAAUAGCGAUUGUACCACUUUUCAUUAUAUAUUUCUUUACUCAGGUAAGGCAUAA